Molecule: messenger RNA, 4960 nt
Organism: Nasonia vitripennis (jewel wasp)
Lineage: Eukaryota; Metazoa; Arthropoda; Insecta; Hymenoptera; Pteromalidae
Gene: nito
Product: RNA-binding protein spenito
Exons: 2
Coding region: 416-2728 (770 amino acids)
Biological process (GO): regulation of alternative mRNA splicing, via spliceosome
Cellular component (GO): nucleus
Molecular function (GO): mRNA binding
Source: RefSeq, a predicted model, not a curated record
CGCGCAGCGACGCCAUAUUUGCUGCCGCAGUGUCCGCAGUCGCAGGUAUACGCGCUCGCACCCGUACGGCAGAGAGUGGCUGCGCCCACAGGACUCACAUCAGGAGGAUCCGGACGUGUCUCGGCGCCAAGCAGUACUGUGCACUCAACAAGAUAUUCAACAAAGUAGCAGCAAAGAAUCUUCUGCAAAUCAACGUUCACGUCACCAGCAACCCGUAUCCUCCCGCACACGAUAUAAUCACACGCAGAAGAGCACAAGAGGAAAGCUACCCGUGUGCGGCGUCAUCAGCGUGCGGCAGACGGAGCAGAGAAAGAGAGAGAGAGAGAGAUAAAGAGAUAGUUGAGUGCGAGAGCGAGAAAGAGAAAGAGAAACAGAGCAUUGAGUGUGAAGCUCGGUCCGGGCAUCGUUUGCGUUGAUGAUUGGAAUUCCGAGAGACGACAGGCACAAAAUCACGGUGAAGAUCCGCAACAACAUGAAGCGUAGCUCCAGUCGAGACUCGCCACCGCCUCGCGUCAAACGGGGCAGAUCAUCGAUCGGACGAUAUGAAGAUUCAAGCGAUGAGCGCAUAACACCUGAGCGGAUCCGCCGACGCAGUCGUGGUGCCAGGAGUCCAUCCCCUCCACCCCGUACAAGAUACAUAGAAUCUAGCUCUCACCGAGAGGAGUAUCCUAGGCCUCCUCGUGAGAUUCCUGCAGAGCGGCCAUACAGCUAUAAGGUUCUUUGUGUCAGUGGAAUCCAUCCAAAAGCUAGCGAUGAGUCUGUGAAAGAAACCAUUUACAGGGAAUACAAGAAGUUUGGAGAAUUUUCCAUCAGAAUAGCCCAUGAACUUGAUGAUAGAGUGGCCUAUGUGGUCUUCCGCAGCCAUGAAGAUGCAAGAGAUGCCAAGUAUGCAAAACCGAGAAUACCGAUUUAUGACAAACUAUGCGUCGUCGAUUCCGUCUAUGAAAGACCUGAAGCCUAUACUAGACGUCCAAGAUCUGUUACUCCACCCGAUUACGACCGUUACUAUGCAAGAUCGCCUGGCCCAACUGAUAGACACAGGCCCAUUGAAAGGUAUGACAGAGUUUAUGGGCCUCCAGUGGGUCUACCCCCAAGAGAAUUGCGACGAGAUGCUAUACCUCCUCCUCAUCAUGAUUUUGUCAGACCGCCGCUGCACCACGGACCACCUCACGUUCAUCCAGGUCCUCCACACCACUAUGGACCUCCCAGGCACAUGAUGGUCCGUCACCCGGUUCACGGCUUUGAGCGAGUCGAGAACAAAAAGGACAAGUUCCCUAAUUACCUCCAUCACGUCCAACCCGAAGAUGACCCACUGGCUACUCGUACGCUCUUUGCUGGAAAUCUCGAGAUCAACAUCACUGAAGAAGAGCUGCGCAGAAUCUUCAGCAAGUACGGCAUCGUCGAUGAUAUCGAUAUUAAACGUCCUCCACCGGGUACCGGUAAUGCAUACGCCUUCGUACGCUUCCAAACUCUAGAUAUGGCUCACCGGUGCAAAGUGGAACUGUCCGGUCAGUAUAUCGGCAAGUUCCAGUGCAAGAUCGGCUACGGAAAGGCCACCCCUACCACCCGAAUCUGGGUCGGAGGUCUCGGGCCCUGGACGUCCGUGGCUCAAUUGGAGCGCGAAUUUGAUCGAUUCGGAGCUAUCAAGAAGAUCGAUUACAUCAAAGGGGACAGCAACGCCUACAUUUUAUACGACUCUAUUGAUGCAGCACAGGCUGCCGUCAAAGAAAUGCGAGGUUUCCCGCUAGGCGGACCAGACAGAAGAUUGCGCGUGGACUUUGCUGACGUGACACCCGGCUUUGGAUUCAAAGCCAGGCCCUACAGCGAGGACAGCGCUGAGUUCAGGGCACGACCAGCCGAAUACGAAGCUGGCUAUGAUCCUUACGCUGCCGAGAGCGAGUUCAGCUAUAGCUCGUCCAGAUCCGGCUUCCGAGGCCGAGGCUCCGCCUCCUACCAUGAAGGACGUGGUGGACGCAGAGGCGCUUACCGCGGCACUUAUCCUGAGGGUAGCUAUCCGCGCGAAGAGGCUGAUUGGCCCAGCGGCCGCAGACCACCAGCUGAUGCUGACUACGAAAUCCCCAGAAGCGGUAGGAGAUCACUAUCGAGGGAACCUGGCGUCGACAGUCCCAGAUCCAGAUCGCCCAGAAGACGUCACGUUGAUUCAGACUCUGACUCCGAAAAUACGAGAACGGGCAUGCUCGGUACCUCGCGUACUCUGCCCGAUGUUGCUCGCAAGUCGAUUGCAGUCUGGCAGGGUGCUCUUAUUCUGAAAAAUUCGCUAUUCCCUGCUAAGUUCCAUUUGACCGACGGUGACACAGAGAUCAUCGAUUCUCUUAUGAAAGACGAGGAGGGUAAACACAUGCUCCGUAUUACUCAGCGGCUGCGCCUUGAUCAACCAAAGCUAGAUGACGUCUCGAAGAGAAUCCAAACUUCGAGCUCGCACGCUAUAUUCUUGGGCCUUGCGGGCUCCAGCGCGGCUAUCACCAAUGACGACGCGAACGUACAGACGCGGCCAUUGAGGAACCUGGUAUCAUACCUGAAGCAAAAAGAAGCCGCCGGCGUUAUCUCGCUUCUGAACAAAGACACCGAGGGCACGGGUGUACUCUACGCCUUCCCACCCUGCGCCUUCUCCACAGACCUGCUCAAGCGCACCUGUCCCAACCUCAGUGAAGAAGGACUCAAGGAGGAUCACCUUGUGAUUGUCGUGGUUAAAGGCGGUAGUGCUUAAGAUAUUAGUAGAGACGGUCUCGUUGAUCAAUUCCUUCUUUGCGUUGUGAGGGAAUCGCUACGAACGCCCAGUUUGUAAGACAGGCAGUUGAAGGACUCAGAGAUAUUCGAAAUCUAGAAGGAGACAUGUUUACACACAAAAAUUUGUUGGGCCUAGAAGCUUGCCUCUUAGAGCUGACUCCUUUUGGAUUUCGAAAUUUUUCGAAAUCUUGAACUCGAUUUGGAAAUGACGAAUUUUUGUAAUUUUUACGCGAACGCAUUUCCAGACUCUGGAAUUUAGGACCUCUCUUCUAUAGGGUAAGGAAAGGAGCAGAGGCUUCUGUGCGUCUAAGUAAUAGAGUAACCCAUUUCUAAUAAUGAAUUAAGGGACACCUGUUAAAAUAAUUUUACAGCUAUUAAUGACUUAUCAUUUAUUACAUUUUUUUUAAUUUGCGAAAAUAACGCAAAGACAAUAAACUAUUAUUAACAACUCCUUAAAUACCGAAGGCUUGUUUCACAUUAGCUAUCAAUAAAAAGCCACAAAACAUAAAAUUUGUAAAAUAAAAAUACGUCUAAUUUUAAUACUAUUUAGAAUGCAGUUUCUAUAAUUUCAUAACGAAGCAAGGUUUACUAUGUGAAAAUUCGUAUAGUAUCAUAAUUUUGUAUAUAUGUAAAAAAAAAGUGAAAGAUAGACGAAUAAGAAUUUUUUAAUAAAAAUGUUCGGUUUUUUUAUUCAACAUGAAAGUAUUCCUCUCUGCAAAGAAACUGAAUACUAUAAAUAGAAGUUUUGAAAGAGUUACUGAUCAAGUGUGCAAGUAUAUCAAUCUCUUUUAUUUGAAUAAAAAUUCGUAAGUAACUAGCGACUUUUUUGAUUUUCGUUUUUGUAAAUAAAAAUAUUUUAUAGGGUGUCCUUUAUAUUACUAGCAAUAUCAGACAGAUGUAUCUUUAGUUACGAUUUUUUAAGAAAUAUUAAAUACAAGAGCGAUGAGUAUCUGUAGCUCCAUCAUGGGGUUUUCCCAUGGCAAGUAUCAUUAUUUAUACUGACUUUCACAAAAUUAUACUUUUGUGUCUGGGUCUUAUUUGUACUUCCGAAUAAUGUGGCAGCAUUUUUUUAUGUGAAUAAAAUUUCUGUUAUGUAUUGAUGAUUCAAUAUUCUAAAAUAUAUUUUUUUAUUGGAAAAGUACUUUAUUUUGAUUGCUACUCCGUAAUAACAGUUUUCUCGCAAAAAAAAGUUUCACUGAAUUUCUGAAAUUAACCUUUUUUGCUGCUACUUAUUCGAUAAAAUUUAUCUUCAUAACUACGAAAGAAUAUUAAAAAAGAAAUCGUCACCGAAAGGUCUUGUAGUCUUUAUAUAACAACGCCAUUACUUACAGUACUACUGUAAUCUCAAAAUAUAAAAUAAGUGAAUAUUUGUUUUAUAUAAGAAACUUUCAAAGUUAUAUGUACACAGUUCUUUCACAUAUUCCUUUAACGUUGAUUUUAAAAAGACCUAAAGAAGCAUAAAUUUAAAGGUGAAUUAAAAAAGAAACAUUCACCUUGAAUUUUUACCAACAUCAACCAAGUUCUCUUAAUGCAAUGUAGUUCAGUUCUAAAAAGAUAAGAAGUUUCAUAUCUUCAUAUAUGAAGUUAAUAUCAAUCUGAAGAUUAUGUGAAAGAUCUAGAUUGACUUACUAUGUAUAAAAUAAUCUAUAACUAUCUUGCGACGUAUUUUAAGCAUAACUUUAUAAUUGUACUAUAGAGCAAACUAAAUGUAACACAUUGUGCAAGAAUCAUUAGUGAAUAUUAAAUUAGUAUGUUCUCUAUCUUUGAUUCUUAGCUGUACUUGUGUAUAAGUGAGGUAGUGAUAAAUGACUUUAUCAACUAUUUAGCUAUGUGAAAUUGCGCAAAAGCCAAUUAUUAAGGCUGCAAAAAUUUAAAAAAUGUAAAGUUUAAAAUUACCCUUCAAAUGUGGGAUUCUUUGAAGUUUGAGGUUUAGUGCAAACAGGACUAAAUAGACAGUGCUAUGUGGUAAUUUUAAAAAUUAUAAGAAAAUUCAUAAAAUUUCAGAAAAGAUGUGUCUAGUGAUGUAAAAAAAGUGAUUGUGUCGUUGCUUCUGAGCACCUAGCAGUUUUCCUGUGACAGCUGCUUAAGCCUUGUAUAUUCGUAUUAGAUCAAUGGAAGGAUCAAUAUUGUGCUCAGUAGCGAUUAAAGGUGCAGUGGUUUUAAGUGUACCUGGUGAUCUGGAAAAAUAGAUGCCGUUAUGCAGACAAAAAUA